UGAGUUGUACUCGUUUUACUAUACGUAGCGUGCAUUGCUGUACAACCGUAUACACGACUAUCGUUUGACAGUUCGAUCUUAACGCGCGCAUACGGUAACUGUCAAUUCCGUUUAUCGGGUAUCCAAUUGGUGUAAAUGUUUUUUUCCUGGAAGAACGUCACACCUGCUUGCCAUUGAUAUGUCUUUCAUUGAAUUCCGGGGAUCGGUCUGUGAGAAAGCGCGCUUACAUUCGCCAAUAGUAGACACAUAAGUGUCAUAAUGUGUUCGAAGAGGAACGUAUCAACGUCUACGUGCCUAGAGAUGAGAUUCCUGCGUCUCUUCUGGACAUUGCGGGGUUAAACUCUCGGCUCGACAGACAAAAUAACUAGCUAGAUAGAUAGCAUAAAUAGUUAGAAAAAAGGGAGAAAAUAAAGCGUUGGUGAAGACAUCAAAAAAAUUUUGAAUAGGAUCUCCAAAUCAAAAAUCGCGAGAAAAAGACGGCCGAUCAAUGUCUUAUUUGUGAUGGGAGUGCCUGCGCGGGGAGCACUCGCGGCGAUUGUCGCCAUAAGCGCAUUUGCCGUUUAUUUAAAUAGCCUUAAUUGCGGCUUUGUUUUUGAUGACAUUUCAGCGAUAAAAGAUAAUCGCGAUUUAAGGCCUCAUACACCUUUGAAGAAUGUUUUUUACAAUGAUUUCUGGGGUACUCCCAUGCACAAGGAGCAAUCGCAUAAAUCAUAUAGGCCUUUGUGUGUUCUCACAUUUCGAUGGAAUUACCUGAUUCAUCAGUUAGAUCCUAUGGGAUAUCAUCUACUCAAUGUUAUCCUACAUGUUGGAGUAUGUCUGUUAUAUUUCAGGAUUUGCUUGAUGUUUCUAUCUGAUUCUGCAACUUUUGUGUCUUCUCUUCUGUUUGCGGUUCAUCCUAUUCAUACAGAAGCAGUUACAGGAGUGGUCGGAAGAGCAGAAACAUUGUCCUCUUUAUUUUAUUUAGCGGCUUUAAUCGCAUACACUAAAUGCUGCAGAAGUAGAAGAUCUACAGGAUGGAAAUCUUUCAUAUUAUCUAUGUCUUUUAUUUUCACUGCCAUGUUAUGCAAAGAACAAGGAAUAACAGUCACUGCUGUUUGUGUAUUCUAUGAGAUUUUUGUUGUACAAAAGGUAAAAGCAAUGGAUAUUUUCCUAACAUUAAAGGCAGCUUUUGGUGGAAAAAAAAUAUCGCUUGCUUGGUCCAGUGAAGGUACAAAACGACUGACAGUUCUUACACUUGUCACUUUUAGUUUACUUAUUCUUCGACUACAUGUAAUGGGCUCAAAAUUACCUGUAUUUACCAGGUUUGACAAUCCCGCAUCAGUGGCUCCAACGCCAAUACGACAGCUUACUUAUAAUUACCUCGCAGCAGUUAAUCUAAGGCUGCUUUUUCUUCCAAACGAUUUAUGCUGUGAUUGGACUAUGGGAACGAUACCGUUGAUAGAGGGUUUUACUGAUCUUCGCAAUCUUGCUACUAUAGCAACUCAUAUGACCAUAGUAGGAUUGUUGAUAACAGCAAUUUUAACAUCUAAUAGACAAACUUCUAUUAUUCUCAUAAUGAGCUUGGCUAUGAUGAUACUCCCAUUCAUACCUGCCUCAAAUCUUUUCUUCCCAGUUGGAUUCGUCAUUGCCGAAAGAGUAUUAUAUGCCCCUUCUAUGGGAUUUUGUAUGCUUAUUGGAUAUGGAUGGAGUAUUUUAUGCGAUAAAAAGUUCAAGAAGUUGACGCUAUUUUUAUUAAUAACACUUUUGGCUGCACAUACAACGAAGACUUUCAUCAGGAAUUAUGAUUGGUUGGACGAAUACUCCAUAUUUAUGUCAGGAUUAAAAGUGAAUGAUCGCAAUGCUAAAUUGUUUAAUAAUGUCGGACAUGCUUUGGAAAGUCAAGGAAAAUUCAAGGAAGCAUUAAAUUUCUUCAAUAAGGCUGUUCAAGUUCAAGGCGAUGAUAUUGGUGCACACAUUAAUGUGGGUAGGACUUACAAUCAUCUAAAGAUGUUUAAAGAAGCUGAAGAUGCAUAUCUAAAGGCAAAAUCUUUACUACCGAAAGCAAAACCUGGAGAGUCUUAUCAAGCACGAGUAGCACCAAAUCAUUUGAAUGUUUUUGUAAAUUUAGCAAAUCUAAUAGCUAAAAAUGCAACUAGGUUAGAGGAAGCUGACUUGCUUUAUAGACAGGCUAUUAGUAUGCGCGCUGAUUACACGCAAGCGUAUAUUAAUCGAGGCGAUGUUUUAAUUAAACUUAAUCGUACCAAAGAAGCCCAGGAAGUUUAUGAACGAGCACUUUUCUACGAUAGUAAUAAUCCAGAUAUUUAUUAUAACCUUGGUGUCGUGUUUCUUGAACAAGGGAAGGCAUCUCAAGCUUUAGCAUAUCUCGACAAGGCUCUUGAAUUUGAUCCAGAACAUGAACAAGCAUUACUAAAUUCAGCCAUUUUACUUCAAGAAUUAGGGCGUGCAGAACUACGAAAAGUGGCUAGAGAAAGACUUUUAAAACUUUUACGAAAAGAUUCCAAUAACGAACGAGUUCACUUUAAUCUUGGAAUGUUGGCUAUGGAUGAUCAUGAUAGUGGAAGUGCAGAAAGAUGGUUUCGCAAUGCUGUUGCUCUUAAAGAAGAUUUUCGAUCUGCGUUAUUCAAUCUGGCUCUUCUGUUAGCAGAUGAACAACGUCCCCUUGAAGCUGCACCAUUUUUAAAUCAACUAGUUAGAUUUCACCCGGACCACGUUAAAGGAUUAAUCCUUCUCGGUGAUAUUUACAUAAAUAAUAUAAAAGAUUUGGAUGCUGCUGAAAAUUGUUAUCGUAGAAUACUGCAAUUGGAUCCAACAAACAUUCAAGGUCUUCACAAUUUAUGUGUUGUAAUGGUGGAACGUGGUAAGUUAAGUUUAGCUGCCCAAUGUCUGGAACGAGCAGCAGCUCUAGCACCCCAUCAGGAUUAUGUGCACAGACACUUGGCUAUUGUGAAAGCUCGUAUCAGCAGACUACCUCCGGAGCAACGUGAUGCAGAGGUAUUCGACGAUUCUUUUUGGCAAACUGGUCCCAAUGAAAGAAACUUCAACAUGGGAGACAUUUCUAGCAGUAAUAGUGUGGGAAGUAAUAGUGGCACAGGUGGUCUUGGCAAUAUGGAAAAUAGUGAUAGCCAGUUUUUAGGCAAAACGGAUUUUGUUUUCUCGAAUCACCAUAAUCAUAUAGGUCAUAAGAAAAGCAGCUCAGACUCAAUGAAUAACCAUAUUGUGCAUCUGAAAAAUCCAUCAAAACCUGCAAGAAUUCCACUGAAUGAAGUGAAAUCGGACGUGAAGGACACAUACAUCGAUCACAAUAAGUCGUUGAAGUCGGGUGUAAAUCCGAACAACCAGCAAAAAUUUUCAUCUAGGAAAGAUUUUGGUAAAAGCAUGAGUUCAGAUGCAACGGAAUUGACAAUCGACCGAGAACGUGCAACUAAAAAGAUUAAUUCGGAGAAGUUCGAUAGGGCAACACCGCCAUUUUUAACUGACGGGAAGCAUGCUGGAACUACACGUCAAAAGGACACCGCACUUUCAUAGUACUGACAUUUGAAAAUC
Eufriesea mexicana is the source of this 3543-nucleotide messenger RNA. Its product is annotated as transmembrane and TPR repeat-containing protein CG4050. The coding region runs from base 502 to 3525 and encodes 1007 amino acids. The record is from RefSeq and is a predicted model, not a curated record. Gene Ontology annotation, biological process: protein O-linked glycosylation via mannose. The transcript is spliced from 14 exons. NCBI's taxonomy places the organism in Eukaryota, Metazoa, Arthropoda, Insecta, Hymenoptera, Apidae. Gene Ontology annotation, cellular component: endoplasmic reticulum. Gene Ontology annotation, molecular function: mannosyltransferase activity; protein binding.